AGAACGUACUCUGCUUUUGGGACACGUCCAGUAACGUUUCUUCUAUUCUAUUCACUGUUUACUCUCUUUUCCUUCCGGCACUGCCUUUUUAUUUUCUUCUAUUUAUAAUCCAAAAAGAAUCCCAACACAACACUCUUGUUUUCCUCUGUCGGUGUGCGCUGUUGUUGCGAAAAUUCGAGAUGGGAGAUGACACGGGAGCAGCAGCAGCAGCAACAGUAAACGAUCAUAGUAGCAGCGGUGAUCAUAGAAAAGAGGUGGAUAUUUACCCUCUAAGUUGUUACUAUUUUGGAUCCAAAGAAACCAUCGUUUUCAAGGAUGAAACUCUGUCCGAUCGUAUUAAAAGGAUGAAAUCCAAUUAUGCUGCUUAUGGACUGAGGACUUCUGUUGAAGCAGUUAUUCUGGUUGAGUUGUUCAAACACCCUCAUCUGUUGCUGCUGCAAGUUAGAAAUUCCAUCUUUAAGCUUCCUGGUGGUCGUUUGAGGCCAGGUGAAUCAGAUAUUGAUGGACUGAGGCGUAAGCUUUCCAGGAAGCUUUCUGCCAGUGAAGAUGACAGUGAAACUGAAUGGGAGGUGGGAGAAUGUCUUGGCAUGUGGUGGCGGCAUGAUUUCGAAACGUUAUUGUAUCCUUACUUGCCACCCAACGUGAAAAAGCCUAAGGAGUGCACCAAACUCUUCCUUGUAAGGUUGCCAGAGAGCCGAAAAUUUAUUGUACCCAAAAAGCUGAAAUUGCUUGCAGUUCCACUGUGUCAGGUUCACGAAAAUCACAAGACAUACGGACCGAUAAUAUCAGGAGUGCCACAGUUGCUAUCUAAAUUCUCCAUCAACAUCAUUGACCCUUAGAAUAUGCAUGUUGACCAUUUGGAGUGGGUUUGAGGUAAAAAUUACAGGAAAUAGUGAUAAGAUGUGUGCAACAAGCCAAUAGAAGUUUUCAAUCUUGGGUUUGUAAUUUUCAUGAAACCUUGAAACAUACUUGUAUAUUACCAUAGUUUUCUUACAGGAAGUGAUACAUAACAUUGAUCUCAACAAUAUUAAAUUUAUCUUAUGUUUGUUUUUUUUUUGAA
Messenger RNA from Theobroma cacao (cacao), 1060 nucleotides. RefSeq names its product homolog of CFIM-25 (gene CFIM-25). Gene Ontology annotation, molecular function: mRNA binding. The record is from RefSeq and is a predicted model, not a curated record. NCBI's taxonomy places the organism in Eukaryota, Viridiplantae, Streptophyta, Magnoliopsida, Malvales, Malvaceae. Gene Ontology annotation, cellular component: mRNA cleavage factor complex. Gene Ontology annotation, biological process: mRNA 3'-end processing.